AUGCAGUGUGGACCGGCCGGGCGCUGACGGCGGCGUCUGCGGGCGGCGGGCGGGCGGAGCGGCCGGGGAGCGGAGGGCGGGCCGGGCGGCGCCUGCGGAGACGAGAGAGGCCGGGCUGCGGAGCGCGGCGGGACUUCCUGCGGGCGGCGGCGGCGCAGGGCCAUGGCCGAGGCGGCCGCGGCUCCGAUUUCCCCGUGGACCAUGGCCGCCACGAUCCAGGCCAUGGAGAGGAAGAUCGAAUCACAGGCCGCCCGGCUGCUCAGCCUGGAGGGCCGCACGGGCAUGGCGGAGAAGAAGCUGGCCGACUGCGAGAAGACGGCCGUGGACCUGGGGCAGCAGCUGGAGGGCAAGUGGGCCGUGCUGGGCACCCUGCUGCAGGAGUACGGGCUGCUGCAGCGGCGCCUGGAGAACAUGGAGAACCUGCUCCGCAACAGGAACUUCUGGGUCCUGCGGCUGCCCCCCGGCAGCAAGGGCGAGGCCCCCAAGGUGCCCGUGACCUUCGAUGACGUGGCCGUGUAUUUCUCCGAGCAGGAGUGGGGCAAACUGGACGAGGGGCAGAAGGAGCUGUACAAGCACGUGAUGCGCGGCAACUACGAGACGCUGGUGUCCCUGGACUACGCCAUCUCCAAGCCUGAGGUCCUGUCCCAAAUUGAGCAGGGCAAGGAGCCUUGUAGCUGGCGUCGCCCCGGCCCCAAAGUUCCAGACGUUCCUGUGGACCCGAGUCCAGGCCCUUCUGCUGCCUGUCCCGGGCUCACACACUGUCUCCCCACUCCAACCCCAGGCUCGGGGCCCCCCGUGCCCGCCCCCGACCUCCUGAUGCAGAUCAAGCAGGAGGGCGAGUUACAGCUGCAGGAGCAGCAGGCCCUGGGCGUGGAGGCCUGGGCCGCGGCUGGGCAGCCCGACGUCGGGGAGGAGCCUUGGGGCCUCGGCCAGCUGGACGCGGGGGCGGCCGACGUCUCCACCGACGCCGCCCCUGGCGUCCACUCCAGCUUCUCGACCACCAUCCCGCCCACCUCCUGGCAGGCCGACCUGCCCCCCCACCACCCGUCCUCAGCGUGCUCUGACGGGGCAUUGAAGCUCAGCACAGCUGCUACUUCAACAGAAGCAGAUGUAAAAAUCGUGAUCAAAACCGAAGUGCAGGAGGAGGAGGUGGUGGCCACGCCGGUACACCCCACAGACCUGGAAGCCCACGGGACCCUGUUCGGGCCCGGCCAGCCCGCGAGGUUCUUUCCCAGCCCGGUCCAGGAGGGCGCCUGGGACAGCGCGGCCGGCUCGUUCCCCGCCCAGGACCCUGUGCUGGGGCUCCGGGAGCCGGCCCGGCCCGAGAGGGACAUGGGGGAGCUGAGCCCCGCCGUGGCCCAGGAGGAGACCCCGCCGGGAGACUGGCUCUUUGGGGGGGUCCGCUGGGGCUGGAACUUCCGCUGCAAACCCCCGGUGGGCCUGAACCCCAGGACUGGGCCGGAAGGGCUGCCCUACCCCGCGGCUGACAGCGGAGAGGCGGUGCUGGACCCCAGCCAGGCCGCGGGGGCCAGGCCCUUCCACGACCCCUGCAAGUACCCAGGAAGGACCAAGGGCUUCGGCCACAAGCCGGGCCUGAAGAAGCACCAGGCCGCGCCCCCCGGGGGCCGACCGUUCGGCUGCCCCACCUGCGGGAAGAGCUUCCAGCUGCAGGUGAGCCUGAGCGCGCACCAGCGCACCUGCGGGGGAGGCGGCAGCGCGGGCGCCGACGGGGCGGCGGGGGCGGCAGGUGCGGCGGGGGCGGCGGCAGGGGCGGCCCCCGGGGGCGGCGGAGCUGCCCGGGAUGGCAGCGCCCUGCGCUGCGGAGAAUGCGGGCGCUGCUUCACCAGGCCCGCGCACCUGAUCCGUCACCGCAUGCUGCACACCGGUGAGCGGCCCUUCCCCUGCACCGAAUGCGAGAAGCGCUUCACCGAGCGCUCCAAGCUCAUCGACCACUACCGGACGCACACGGGCGUGCGGCCCUUCACCUGCACCGUCUGCGGCAAGAGCUUCAUCCGCAAAGACCACCUGCGCAAGCACCAGCGCAACCACGCAGCGGGCGCCAAGGGCGGGCCCCGCGCCCCGCCACCCCCGCCGCCGCUGCCCCCUGCGCCCCCCGACCCUUUCAAGGCCCCGGCCGCCGCCAAGGCACCCUUGGCCGCCACGGACCUGGUCACCGACUGGACUUGCGGCCUGGGAGUGCUGGCACCCACCGACAGCGGCGGGGAGCUGUGAGCCGGCCACCCAAACCCCUGCAUGGCUGGGAGGGCUGCCGUUGGUCCCUACCCAGGUGAGGGCAAAAGUCGGGGACCCUGUGGCCGGCAGUGGCCAGUGGAAGGACGGCCACCCUCCCAGCAACCAGGCACACAGGUGGUGGCUUGGCUGAUUGUGAAACUGAGCACCUAGACUUUUAAGUAAUUUAAUGAUGGGGUUUUUUUGGUUUUUGUUUUGGGGUUUUUUGUUUGUUUUUUUUUUUUUUUGGUUUUUGUUUGUUUUUAGCCUGGGGGGGGAGCUGGAAAAGAAUAAGUAGCAGUUGAAACUUUAGAGCAGAGUUUUGUUUUUGUUUUUUGGUGGUGGGGGGAGGUUUGGUUUCUCAGCAUGUUUCUUGGCUGUGACACCCCUCCCCCCAACUAUGCCCUGUGUGCCCCCUUCCCUCAAAAGAGGCCCCCCAGGAGUGGGAGGGGGAGAGCUGGGGGCCCCAGCCUCACCUCAGCAGGGACAGACUGUCCAAAGGCAACUGGUUCCAUUACUGAGGUCACCACCCCACCCCCACAGUGCUGCGCCAGCCUCCCCACCCCCCAUCCGCAGCUCCUGUCAGGGCGUCCUUCUGACUCUGGUAAAAAGAGAGCCCCUGAGAACAGUGUCGGGGUGCACAGGGCUGACUGGACGGUGGCCCCUGCUGCAUGGCAGGCCACAGAGCAGGGAGCCCCACCUGGCCUAGGAGCCCCCCACCCCCAGCCAGCUGCUGGGGGUCCUUCUCACUGUGCCGUGUUCUAUGCCCCUGUGCAGUGUUCAGGCCCAACUUUGUUUCUGGUUAGAAAGAAAUGACUCAUGGGGCCUACACCCCAGCCUCCAGGAGCAGCUGGAAGAGGUGUGGGGAGCUACCUGGCGGCAAGAUGCAGCCAGCCCUGCCCCCCCAAAAAAUCAGUUUGGGCAGAGGACAGCUUUUCCUUUCCUGUCCUCUUAGGAUUAUCCAGCCUCCCUGGAGUGGUGGCCCCCUCCCUUAGGGGUCAGGUCUGAGAGGCUGGGUGAAGGCCCCUGAUUCCACACAGACCCCUGGAUCUCAUUCUGUUGGUUCAGCCAGAGUUGUGUCCCCCAGAUUGGUGGCUGGUGUCCCCUGCUGAGAGGAUGGCCCUGGCCCCACCCUUCCUGCCCACCCCACCACCACCACCAUCACCACCCACCCACCCACCCCCCCCCCCCCCCGUGUACUUUUCUUAGGCAAUAGACUAGUUAAGAAGAUUGUUUCUAUGUACUGUAUAUUUUGUACCUGUUUACACUUCUAAUAUUGAUAUAACUGAUAUUUUGGAAAAAAAAAAAAAGAGAGAAAAAAAAAACAGAA
This is a messenger RNA of Erinaceus europaeus (western European hedgehog), 3559 nucleotides long. RefSeq names its product zinc finger protein 746 (gene ZNF746). Bases 163 to 2232 code for a protein of 689 amino acids. Gene Ontology annotation, biological process: regulation of DNA-templated transcription. The transcript has 8 exons. The record is from RefSeq and is a predicted model, not a curated record. Lineage: Eukaryota; Metazoa; Chordata; Mammalia; Eulipotyphla; Erinaceidae.